CCACUUCCCACAAAUCCAGAGGCCCAGCGAGGACCCGAGUGAGCAGAUGCACGGCAGCUCCGACAGGAUGAAGGCGCUGGCGGCUGUCCUGCUGGCCCUGCUGCUGUGCGGGCAGCAAGCCUCAGUUUCCUCUUCUGUGAAAUGGACAGGCCAUCCUGACGGCUACGGGCCAGCUGCUGUAAAGGGCCAGCACACAACCCCUAGUGUUGCCGAUAAGGACAAUGCCAGGCUACACACAGGCAGAGGGUGGGCGCAGGAGGUCGAGGAUGACGACGUGGACUCUGGGCCCGAAGGCUAUGACGACGAGGAUGACGAGGAGGAUGAGGAGGCCAGCGUGACUGCAGGCAGCAGCGGCACAGUGCGGCUGCGGUGCUACUCCUGCCAGACCCUGCACAGGGAUGAGAGCUGCGAACAGAUGCAGAGCUGCACCCUCCCCAAGACAUGCAAAACCAUCGUCUCCCACUGGAAUACUGAGUCAGGUCCCCGGACCACCUACUCGGGGUGGUGUGCAGACACAUGUCAACCCGUCAGCAGGACGGUGGACGGAUCCCUGACGACCAUAUCCUGCUGCCAGGCCAGCCUAUGCAACAUCCCGCCCUGGCAGGACCCCCAGGGAAGUGGGGCAGGUGGCCCCCAGGGUAGACCCUCAACUGCGGCCGCCACCUUCCUGCUCAGCCUCCUCGCUGGCCUUCAGGCAAUGGGGUUCUGAGUGGGGGGCGUCCCAUCCCCACCCCCAGCCCGGCUUAUACCCUGGCUGGUCAGCACUCUGUCCACUGUCUUCCCCUCCCUUCCCCUCCCCUGCCCCCACCCCAGCUUUGGAGAAUAAACUGGAAGCGUCUGUAA
Messenger RNA from Eubalaena glacialis (North Atlantic right whale), 843 nucleotides. RefSeq names its product glycosylphosphatidylinositol anchored high density lipoprotein binding protein 1 (gene GPIHBP1). The coding region runs from base 47 to 709 and encodes 220 amino acids. Gene Ontology annotation, molecular function: acetylcholine receptor inhibitor activity. The transcript has 5 exons. Lineage: Eukaryota; Metazoa; Chordata; Mammalia; Artiodactyla; Balaenidae. The record is from RefSeq and is a predicted model, not a curated record.